Eubalaena glacialis (North Atlantic right whale) is the source of this 1819-nucleotide messenger RNA. It is a transcript of the gene SCO2, whose product is annotated as protein SCO2 homolog, mitochondrial. Bases 995 to 1792 code for a protein of 265 amino acids. Gene Ontology annotation, cellular component: mitochondrial inner membrane. The record is from RefSeq and is a predicted model, not a curated record. Gene Ontology annotation, molecular function: copper ion binding; copper chaperone activity. The transcript has 2 exons. NCBI's taxonomy places the organism in Eukaryota, Metazoa, Chordata, Mammalia, Artiodactyla, Balaenidae. Gene Ontology annotation, biological process: intracellular copper ion homeostasis; mitochondrial respiratory chain complex IV assembly.
UUGACGCAUGCGUGCUGGCGUGGGGCGAGGCGGAUGGCCUCAGCAGCUUCCCAGGUCGCGUUCCCAGACUCCUGGCACCGACCCCGGCGCGCCGGGGGCCUGGAAGACCGGCCCGCGAGGCGCGUUCCGGGAGGGCGCCCUGAACGGGGCUCCCGGGGGAAAGGGGCCUCCCGGAGAGGGGCCCUGGAAACGUUCGCAGGCUGCCUCCGUUUGCAGGUCCAUCUCGUGCACCGCUUAGAACACGGUUUGUAAAGGAGGAAGCUGGUGUGAACAGGGUAAGGGACGUAUCCAAGGUCGCCCAGCCCAGGAACCGUCGGACGGGGCGGAGGCCGGACGUUUAGGAGUCUUCCAGAGGGUCCUCCCAGCAGCAGCUGAACAGGGUGACUGCCGGCCGGAAGGUUCUACGUGCGAGGGGCUCGGGGGGGAAGGCGCUGCAGGCUGCGGUGCGGGUGGCACAGGAUUUCCGCGGGGCUGGGGCCCAAAGCACCACGGUUGAAGCGGCCUCAGAGGGGAGAGGCUGCAAAAGGGCCGGAGGAGUCAGUCUUGGGGAGGUUGAAGCCAGAGACUCACCUACCUCCUUUCAAGAAAUGGGAGUUUAUUGCAAACAGAUAAAUAUGCUCAGGAAUCCGGGCGAGGCAUGCGUUUGGAAUGCUCUUGGUCAGCUCAGACGCUCAGGUGCAGGCGAGGGCUGGGCUGGUUAGAGCUGCAGGCACAGGACCGGGGGCACGGUCCGGGUGGGAUGCGAUAGACUGAGGCUCUCAGGCUAAAGGACAGAAGAGGUAGGGGUGGACGCUUGAUGACACCUAAGCUAGAGUUUGAGGUUUCAGAGGUGAAGCAGUUCUGAUCCCAGGUGAGCAGCUGCUGAUAGCAGAGCCUGUGUAGGGCUGGUCCUUCAGAUGGCAGCAAGCAUCUCCAGAAUGAUGGGGUAUGACCCGGGAGGCCGAGGCACCUUCUGGCUCCUGACACCCUUGCUGUUUUCUAGGAGCGUUAGGCCAUGCUGUUGCUGGCUCAGGCACCCAAGGCUUGGCACAGGCUCUUUCAGCUCAAGCCUCCAGCCCUCCCUAGGACCCCAGGAGAGGCCCAGCACGUGAGGUACCGGCUGCUAUCAAGGCAGGGCCCUGCAGAGACAGGAAGGCAGGACCAGCCCCAGGGCCCUGGGCUACGAACUAGGUUGCUGAUCACAGCCUUGAUUGGGGCUGGGCUGGGCGGGGUCUGGCUGGCCAUGAGGGCCGAGAAGGAGCAGCGGCAGCAGCAGCGACGGACAGAGGCCCUGCGCCAGGCUGCCGUGGGCCGGGGUGACUUCAGCCUGCUGGAUCACCGGGGCCAGGCUCGCUGCAAAGCCGACUUCCGGGGCCAGUGGGUGCUGAUGUACUUCGGCUUCACUCACUGCCCUGACAUCUGCCCCGAGGAACUGGAGAAGCUGGUGCAGGUGGUGCGGCAGCUGGAGGCGGAGCCUGGCCUGCCCCCCGUGCAGCCCAUCUUCAUUACCGUGGACCCCGAGCGGGAUGACGUGGCGGCCAUGGCCCGCUACGUGCAGGACUUCCACCCCAGGCUGCUGGGCCUGACCGGCUCUGCUGAGCAGGUUGCCCAGGUGAGCCGCAGCUACCGCGUGUACUACAGCGCUGGCCCCAAGGACGAGGACCAGGAUUACAUCGUGGACCAUUCCAUCGCCAUCUACCUGCUCAGCCCUGACGGCCUCUUCACAGACUACUACGGCAGGGCCAGGUCGGCCGAGCAGGUCGCAGACAGCGUGCGGCGCCACAUGGCUGCCUUCCACAGCGUCCUGCACUGAGCUGGGUCAUUAAAAGGAUGUGGUGGA